AUGGUGAAGGCCACCGAGAAACGCAUCUACCUCACCCGUCAUGCUCAAGCAGAACACAACGUUGAAGAGGACUAUUCAAUCCCCGAUGCCCCGCUCACGAAGCUUGGCCGUGAACAAGCUGCAAGACUCCACGCUGACACUGUGAACACCAUUCAGCAGACGGCAGAGCUACUUACUACCAGCGGGCUCCGGCGCACACUGAGUACCACCUUGAUUGGAUAUGCGACUUUGAGAAAGCGACUAGAGGAGCAAGGCAAGGCCGUCGUAGUGUUACCCCAGUUGCAGGAGUGCAACAAUCUACCAUGCGAUAUCGGCUCCCCCAAGGAGGUCCUCGAGGCUGACCCGGAAUUCGCUGGGCUUGACCUCGGUCUGCUCACCCCCGACUGGACAUCAAAGGUCGGCUUUUAUGGGGCAGAUGUUGCGUCGCUUCAGGCCCGUGCACGCUGGAACCGCCAAUGGCUUCGAGCACGCCCAGAGCGCGAGAUCGUCGUUGUCGCACACGGCGACUGUCUUCGAUAUAUUACGGAGGGCGAGAACUCGUUCACGCCAUGGGCGAACGUAGAAGUGAGAGAAUAUACGUUUGACAUAGAGGAGGGAGAAGAUAAAGAUGGGGAUGCAUGGCUUGUUCCGGUCAAGAAAAUUGUUCAGGAGGGCGACGACGAGCCGACGUCGUCGUCUGGGCGAUUCCCCAGUUGA
Molecule: messenger RNA, 696 nt
Organism: Fibroporia radiculosa
Lineage: Eukaryota; Fungi; Basidiomycota; Agaricomycetes; Polyporales; Fibroporiaceae
Exons: 5
Coding region: 1-696 (231 amino acids)
Cellular component (GO): cytoplasm
Molecular function (GO): phosphatase activity
Source: RefSeq, a predicted model, not a curated record